AUGCCGUUCAUCCAGUGGAGCCCCAUCUGCCUCCCCCUGCUUCUGCUGCUCCUCGCGGCGGGCUCGCUGGACACUCGAUGGGCGACCAUCCGCACUGCCACUCUUGCGGACGCCAAGACGGUGGUGGUGGGGCGGAGUCGCUCCGGCUGGGAUGCGAAAGUGCGCACGUGGCAGCCCCCCAUGUGUGCUCUCUUCCCCACCCCCCUCAACCCCCCUCCACCCCUCUCCACCCCUCUCCCAGGACGCCAAGACGGUGGUGGUGGGGUGGAGUCGCUCCCGUUGGAGUACGAAGGUGCUCACGUGGCAGCCCUCCCUUGUUCGCAGCGGCGACAUUGUCGUGUUCCAGUGGAACUACUCGGGGUCGCUGCAGCGCCGGGUUGUCUUGUGAGUCGUCUCAAAAGGUUCCCUCCCUCUCUUUCCCCAACCCAGUGUUCCAGUGGAACUACUCGGGAUCGCUGCAGCGCCGGGUUGUCUUUUGAGUCGUCUCAAAAGGUUCCCUCCCUCUCUUUCCCCAACCCAGUGUUCCAGUGGAACUACUCGGGGUCGCUGCAGCGCCGGGUUGUCUUUUGA
Closterium sp. Naga37s-1 is the source of this 570-nucleotide messenger RNA. The record is from the annotation of a GenBank genome assembly. Lineage: Eukaryota; Viridiplantae; Streptophyta; Zygnematophyceae; Desmidiales; Closteriaceae.